This is a messenger RNA of Diatraea saccharalis (sugarcane borer), 1293 nucleotides long. The record is from the annotation of a GenBank genome assembly. NCBI's taxonomy places the organism in Eukaryota, Metazoa, Arthropoda, Insecta, Lepidoptera, Crambidae.
AUGGAAGACACUCUGGUGUUUAUGUACGAGAGGGCAUUACGUGAAGUGCCUAUCUUCGGCAAAGUGGAGAGGUCAUUUAUAAGAGUGUUCACGCAACACCUCCGCGAGAUGUAUUUUCUUAAAGGCGACACCGUUAUACAGUGUCAUGAUGUACAAUCUUAUAUUUACAUUAUUUAUAGAGGAAAGGUGGACGUUUUGUCUUCUUAUAAUGAAAUGAUAACAUGUAUGGGACCUGGAGGCAUGUUUGGAAAUUUUUCUGGACAACCUAUUGCGUGUUCAUCUAUUGCUAUAUAUUCGAGUCGCAGUUUAGAUUUGCUUGUGAUACCAAGUCAAACAUUUUUCAACCUCAUUAAAUAUUAUCCUAAAAUACAAGAACCUCUCAACAAAGUAUUGGAAACAUCCAAGGAUUAUAUAAUGCCUAUAACUGUGAAUAUAGCUGACGAUAAUUCCUCAGGUUCACUGACAAUCACCAGUUCUUUUGCAGACACCAGUCAAGCGAACAGAUCUCUUACUGCUAGUACAUCGACAAAUUAUAGUUAUUCGAGCAUUACAAAUAUACUGAGACCAGGAUCAUGGUUGUUUCAGCUACCGGUUCUUCUACAUCAGACGCCGUACGUGAGACGUUGUGACCUCAUGACGGCCAUGUUUGGUCACCAUCUUAGGAACUGCUACCUCUUCGUUGACACCGAGCAGGCAUUUCUGAGGCAACUGGCUAGUGUAUUGGAUUACACUGUGUUCUUUCCAGGGUACUUAACCGCUAGAAUUAUAUUUUGGAUGUGCUUGUAUAGUUGUAAGGCUAUAUUAAUCAAAUAGGAGCAACGAGUAAUAUUAUAAGUCCAGUUUUGUACGUAUAAACUUUUCUCUUGAAUCACUGGAAACCGCUUUAAAAUUCAUUGUGAAGUUUACAAGAUCUCAGAAUACAAACAGCAGGAAGCAACUUUGAUUUAUAUUAUGUAUAGAUGAAAAUUAAGAUCCUAUGUUACAGGUAAUUAUAUUGUGGUGGCUGGUGAUUGCGACGCACGCAUGCUCUGGGUGGCUUCUGGCACCGUCUCCGUGGUGUCAGUCAGACCGGACCUGACUGAGACCACACAUGAGACUCUUGUCACUGGCGACGUCUUCGGAAUUCUGCAGGGUAUGAACAGAGGAAUUCCACACUGUUUUUCUUAUAGGGCGGAGAGUAAGGUUGCUAUACUAACAUUGAGUCUUGACUCGUGGUCAAAUAUUCUUCCUUUUUUCCCAACUGCUCAGGCGAUGGUAUUGGAGAGAGCUGAUGGUUUAUUUGCGCAACUUUAG